Protopolystoma xenopodis is the source of this 1506-nucleotide messenger RNA. The record is from the annotation of a GenBank genome assembly. Lineage: Eukaryota; Metazoa; Platyhelminthes; Monogenea; Polystomatidea; Polystomatidae.
AUGGAAGAACGAGGAUUCACUACGAUAAUCGACAUUACUAGGAAAUUUGAUUUACCUACGCACUUGGUCAGCAAGAUAGUCAACAAACACAUGUCUAAUGUCCAAAAAGAUGGCGAGAAUAUCUACACGGAUGCAUAUUUGGAUGAAUUCAGGGCGAAGAUAAGAGGAUUAUGUACCCCUCUUAUAGGCCCAGUAACAGUCAAUGUCGCGUCUGCAAAACUAAAUCUUGAUGAGCAUAUCUUCAUUUUUCUCCUGAAGCGACUCAUUAUAUCUGGUGAAGUGAUGGGAAUUCUUGUGGCCAGUGAAGGUGUCUUUGUUCCCUCUUGCUUCGUACGUGCUCAGGAUACAUAUAUUACAACAUUUUUUGAGCAAAAUGGCUACGUUGAAUGGGGUUUUAUUAAGCAACUUGGUAUACGUGAUCCCGGAUUAUAUGUGGGAUCCAAAUUAAAGGAGGCUUCACACUCUGAAGGUAUUAGCAUCAGUGAAUCCUUAUUUCUUCAAAUAAAGUCUGCUAUUAAUGAGGCUACAUCGGAUUCCUCUUGGGUUGAUCUGAAUAAUUACCUACCAGUCAAUGUUAAUCAGAAAGAAAUCGAAGCUUUAGUGGCACCACUUAUUAAGGGAAAGCCUGCAUGCUUACUGCAGAAUGCUAUGUAUGUCGUUAGUAAUGACUUUAAAAAACACUGCUUCUCCAAACUUGAACUAAUAAUUAUGAACAAAGCUGAAGAGGAGGCUCUCCGCAUAGAGUCUCUCCAGUCAGUCGUCGCUUCUACAACGCCGAUCGUCAGCGAGCAGGAUGAACAAUGCAACUCUUUAACUAAGGUAUCCAAAGCUGCAUGCGGGUUCGAGCUGGAUGCGAGAGAAGUCAAAACUAAAAAUACGAAAAGGAAGUACGUGGCCAACAAAGAUGAAAAUAUAGGUGAAAAAAGAGAAGGCUUAAUCGAAAGAUUUACGGACCAGGAUUCUAUAAUGUCCGUGCCCCUCACCACGGAUCCAGUAUCAGCUUUUUCAGAUGAUUUUCAUUUCCUCCUCACAGAUGAAUCUGCUACCGAGCUACCCUCAGAUCUUAUUGACGGGAUAUUGCUAUUGCUCUCUGAGGAUAUUAAAAAGCUUUACUCCGAUUGCAUCAUCGCCGCCUUGGCCCGUAUGGCAAAUGCUACCAUCAAGAACAGAGAUUAUACUGGAAUUAAAACUCUCCUCAAAAACACUAUAAUGGACAUCCAGCUGAUGGAACGGGGAAUAUUAGCCAUCGAUUCAGAUUCAUUGCGCCCAGAAAUACUCAAACAUCUGAUGCGUAAUCACGCCUCUCUAUUUAUCAACAAUAUUUGUCAUCUUAUAGCCUUAGAUGAGCAUCUUCAGUGGCCAAAUGCUAGCACCUCAGCCAAGUUUGAGAGCCGAUUAAGUCAUAAAAAGAAAGGAGAUGAUCAAAUGCUAGAUGAAUUUGAUUGGAUUGCCUUUAAUCUCUCGAAAUCAGGCAAGUUUACUCUAAUCCACAUCUUGUUACGCUAA